Amblyraja radiata (thorny skate) is the source of this 1680-nucleotide messenger RNA. RefSeq names its product cdc42 effector protein 2. Gene Ontology annotation, molecular function: small GTPase binding. The record is from RefSeq and is a predicted model, not a curated record. The transcript has 2 exons. Gene Ontology annotation, cellular component: cytoplasm; cytoskeleton; plasma membrane. NCBI's taxonomy places the organism in Eukaryota, Metazoa, Chordata, Chondrichthyes, Rajiformes, Rajidae. Gene Ontology annotation, biological process: regulation of cell shape; positive regulation of pseudopodium assembly; Rho protein signal transduction. Bases 558 to 1286 code for a protein of 242 amino acids.
CAGCUGUGGAUAAGCUUAGGCAAAGUUGCCAUUCUGACGUCAGUAUUUCCUGAGUCUGUUGAAGCUGCAGUGUGUUAACCUUCCCUCCCCUCCCCUCUCCAUUCCUUCUCACUGCACACACUCUCACACUUCAAGGCUGAUGCAGGAGUGACUGCUUGACGUUAAGAAUUCUUCUCGACACUCCAGCUGUGUGCUGCCUGUUCCGGAUCUAGUGACUGCAGAACACUCUGUGCUGAUACACACACACAAUCUCCACUCCAGCUUUUCUUUUCAUCAAUUUAUCUUCAGUUGGAGAAGAAACAAAAAGGACAAAAGCUAUUUAGAAUCUGAAUGGACAGUUUAUUCUGGCUGUGAAGCAUACGAGGUGACGCAUCGUACAGUGUUGGCGUCUGCCGUUCACACCAGGCAUAACCAGGGCCGGCGGAGGUGCUUUUAAAGUCAGAACCAUCUCCAAGUAGUGCUGAAGGCCUUAAUCAACCAGGACCUGACGCUGAAGAGAUACCAGGAACUCUUCCCUGUUUUUUUAGGUUCCUCUGUGGUGGACCAGUUGGUGCAACAUGCCUGCAAAGACCCCCAUGUAUCUAAAGACAUCGACGCCCAAGCGGGGCAAGAAGCAGAGACUACGUGAUGUUCUGUCGGGGGACAUGAUCAGCCCUCCCUUGGGUGACUUCCGGCACAGUGCCCACAUUGGCAGGGCUGGCGAGGGCGAUAUGUUCGGGGACAUCUCCUUCCUGCAGGGCAAGUACGACCUCCUCCCGAGCCUCAACGGGCGGCCCGCCUCGAAGAGCGUCGAGAAGGGGUACGGCUACGAGCGGCCCUUCAACAACGGGGCAGGCGGGUACCCCACCCUGCUGAAGAACGCCAUUUCCCUUCCUGUGUUCGGCGACGCCCACGAAUCCCAAGACCAAGAGCAAGCUCCCCCAAAGCCCCCCCGGCUGCACCUGGAGGAGGGUCCCGGCCAGAGGUCCAUGUCGGUCAGCUGCACUGCAGAGUGCUUCCAAAACCACCAAGAAAGGCCCACCAUGGUGAUGCUUGACAAGAAGGUCGGCUCAUCCGUUUCCCUGUCCGCAGCGUCGCACACCUCCUCGGAAAUCUCAGUCAUUGGCCAGCUGGACGGGAAGAGAGCCAUGAUCUUCAACAGCGAGAUGUCCCUCAACCAUGUCAGCCCCUUCCCUUCUGAUUCCUACAUGAGCGGCUCAGAAUCCUCCCUUGGCUUGGACUUGGACUUGGGGCCUUCAAUACUGGAUGACGUUCUCCGAAUUAUGGAUGGGUACAAGCUACACUGAACGAGAAAAAAGAAAGCUAAUGUGACUUUGUUCAGUGAGUCAGAGAGAAGAUGAGAAAACAAAUCUGGCAAACAGAAUCCUAGUAUUUACUAGUGAUGGACCAAGGAACUCCUUCUUGCAAGUUCGAUCGGAGAACAAACUUGGAUACUUCCAGCUUUUAUGUACUCAUGAAUUUUAUCAUUCGAAGCUGGAACUCCAUCCAUGUUGGAGUAAAGAGUCUUGCAAAGUUAAAUGAACAAAUAUAUAUAACGUUUUGUCGCUUUUCAUUCACUGAACUGCUUUCAAAGGAUGAUGCAAGGAUUACGCGGAACUAGUAAUGCUUAACCCUGCUGAAUUCCUGAACUUAGAUGGUAGAAAGCAUGCACGAUUGGAUACGAAAGUAGAAUUGAAGAUG